GAGGCAUGCAGUUUUAGGAGAAAUACCAGAAAGUUCGAAAAGUUUCUUUUAAAAUAUUUUAUUACAUUUUUGUACAGAUUUUUUCGUGUGUGUGUGUGUGUGUGUGUGUGUGUGUGUGUGUGUGUGUGUAUGUGUGUGCAUGUGCAACACAGCGCAAGUAUUCCAGUCAGAUGAGAACUUGCAGAAGUCAGUUCUUUUCAUCCAUAAGGCUUGGUGGGUGAGCCUUUACUUUAUCAGUGGGCAUUUUGGUGACCCUUGAGCAUUUUCUAUGACUCAGCAGAGCAUGGAUCUUUUUUUGUCGAUGAAGAGAUCUUAGGAGAGUUGAAAGUGCAAACCAGUGUUUUAUAAAACUCUGCUAGGAUACGAUUGGUUCAUUGAGGACAUUUUGUAGGGCAACAGAACAGGGACAUACCCCAACCUGUCAGUCUUCUGGAGGACUAUGCAUGUAGGCAAGAGGAAUGCUAUCCUGAUUACAGUCUUGUAACUCACUCUAGGAAAUUAAAUUCACCACAAUGCAUCCUCAAAAAUUGAAAUAAAUUUCACUUUAAAGGAAAAAUGGGUCUAAUAUUUUAUUGUAACAUUGUCUGGCCUUAUUCUAAGCUUGAUAAUGGGAAUCUUACUGAAGGGUGGAAGAUUAUUCCCAAUUUCAGGAAAGAGGUUGACUGAAUCCAUGCACCGAAUUUCAUCCCUUGAGCCUUUGGCAGCCUCUGGGCCUUUCUUAUCUCUCAAAUAUAUAGAUAUUUGAACAUUCUAUGUCUUUUCUACUAAAAGUAUGUUUUUGUUUAGUACUGGUAUCAUAUGUGUUUAUGGUAAUAGUUUUCAUGCAAUCAUUGUGUUUUUGACAUUGUUAGAACUCAGCCUUGCUCUAGAAUUCUUGAAAAUAACAGUAAUAAAAUUUGUAGCCAAUCCUUAGUUUUACAUUUUUAACAUUUUUAUUGUGUGAUAAAAUUACCACUUUGGGCAGGCCUGAAUUCAGGUAUGUGAGAGCACAUUUAUGUGUGGUAUGCACAUGUGUGUGUAUGUGUGUGACAGUAAUUAUUUUCGGAUGAUUUUAAAUUUCACUUGUGACAUUAAGUUACUUGUCUUCUCCUCUUCCAAGACACUGCUUUUUCAAGAUUAUUCUCUUAGCUAGUUUGAAACUAAAGAAAAGAAUGCAAUUUAAGAAAAAAGCUAUUGCUACCUUCCCAGCCUGUUUAAAUUUCUAUGAUCACCCUAGGCAUGAUGUCUAAGAUCCAAAAUUUCUACUUUGUAUUAUGAGUCCUGUCUUUGGAAGUGCAGAUGUCAGAGUAAGGAUUAGUUAAGGAUAUGAAGAAAAUCAGAUCAACAGUCUAAAUUAAAGACUGGCAAUUAAAGACUGUAAGCUCAAUGCCUUAUUCAGUCAUAGACAAGCUUUUUUAGGUAGCAGAUAGGAACAAAUGUAGAUACCCACGGCCAGGCAUUAUGUGGAGAGUCUAAACGGGAUGUGUACAUUACAUCCCUUCCCUCAGUGCUCAGAGGACCCCAUUGAAGAGGAGGCAGAAGGAAUGUAAGAGUCUGAGGAAUGGAAGACAAGGCCCUGUGAAUCAAUUAACAAGUGAAUAUGAACUCACAAAGACUGAAGGAGCAAGCACAGGGCCUACCCUGGUCUCCAUAAGGCUCUUUGCAUAUCUAAUACAGCUUUUAGCUUAGGAUUUUUAUGAGACUCCUGAUGUGUGAACAAGUGACUCUCUGAUUCUUGUUCCUGUUUGUAGGACUCCUAUUGGUUUGCCUUGUCCCUCUUAGAUGGGAUUAGUUUUGCUUUUAUCUUAUUAUAUUUUUGCUUUGUCAUAUUUGGUGGUUAGCGCUUGGAAACCUGUUCUUUUCUAAUGAAAGACAGAAAGGAAGUGGAUCUGAUAUGGGGAGAAACUGGAAGGAGUAGAGGUAGGGGAGACUAUAAUCAGGAUAUAUGGUAUGGGAAAAGAAUCUGUUUUUGAUAAAAGAAAAAAUGAAAAAAAACUCCCUAUGUAUUAUUUACAUGUAUUUAUGUUUUUAUAUUGUUGCAUGGUAAUAAGUUGGCUUUUAAAUGAAUGGCCAUGUAAGUGAAAUUGUCAAAUUAGCCCAAAUUAUUUCUGGUAAAUAGUGUAUAAUUAAAGUUUCUGGGCAAAAUCACUGGCUCUGACAGCUAAUAGGCUAAGCAUCAGUGGAAAUCUAAAAAUGCCAAAGCUGUUAUUGAAAGCACACAUAGAUGUGGUGUGUACAUGUCUGUAUAUGUGUGUGGGUAUAAUUUUUAGAAUGAUUUUAAAUUUUACUCAUGUAAUGUCAAAGAGCAGAGAGAAGGCAGAUGUAACCAUGUUGGUUGAAGUAACCAGAGAGAAGUUUGAUGGCACCAGGUCUAUAUUUGUGGUACUGACAUGAAUUUUAUCUUUAAAUAGAAAGCACAUUUAAAUUGUUUAACUAGGCAGGCUUGAUCAUUGCACAGUUCAUCUGGGAUGAUCUAAGAACUUAUUGCUUGAGGGCAUUGACUGUUUCUCCAAAGGUGAUUGCUCCUGUUUCAAGAUGUACCCCUAACUUCACGAAUGAUUGCUCUAAUCCAGGGAGGGAUACAGCUAGGCGUUGUAGUUCCUGGACUUACCAACUGAGACAACGAUUGAGUCUCUCUUUAGCAUGCUUAUGCACAGGGUUAAACAGAUAACCCUAAGAAAAUGAAGACUCCUUCUGCCCUUCCUCAUUGCUCCCACAACAGUCUGUUUGUCUCCUGGCCAUUUCAUGUUCCUGGCAGAACACUAAAGAGCACCACCUCUUUUAACAGAAAACCUGGGGCAGAGGUCAGAAAAGAGUACAGAGAGUUGUCAGGAAGAUUCCCUGGGCAAAGCUCUUGCCCACUACUGCCGCAUGCCAGCCUUUCUUGACUCUUGGGCAAUUCUCUCUAAUGUUUUUCUCUUAAUAAAAUAACUCCAUUCCAAAAAAACUUGGAAAGUUGUUUCUGAAAUACUGUCAAUAGUCUUCAUAAACCACUUUAUUUUCUCUUCAAGUAACACAGCGGACAGGUUGCAGGCCCACAUUCACACCCUUGGGUCUGUUUACCCAUGCCCCCAACUUCAGGGGCACUACUGUGCUGCCCAGGUGGUAUGCAGGGCCCAUUCUCCAAAGUGAGCAGUGUGUCCCAAGUGUCCCAAGCUUCAGCAGGUGAGGGACAGGGACAACCCAGCUCUUCCAUUCCCAUUAUCCUGUGGCCAUCUCUCAGGGCCAACUUUUCUGCUCUCAUUAGCCUGGGGCAAAAGGGAGAAGGAGAAUCUCUCCCUUGCCAGUACCAUCCCACAGCAGACACACACACACACACACACACACACACACACACACACACACACACACACAUACAGAAAUAUACACACACAUAUGGGGGAAGGAGAGAGGAGAGUAUGUCUCCCUUGUCUAUGCCACCAUCCAGGAGAUGAGUAGCAGGGACAGGUCUCCCAUGCUCAUACCCUCAGGGAUGGCUCAGCCCAACUCCCAAAUGUGUGGGGCCCUCUCUCCUGAGUACUGCUGCUGGCUUGGGGUUGGUCAGUUCUCUUACUCUCACACCUCCAGGGCCAGCUCCCCUACAAUGCCCAGGUGAAGGGUGGGGCCUGUUCUGAACAGCCCUCAAAAACUAACAUGUCCCCAAGGGGCAGUGAGACCAGCGACAUCUGUCUGGCCUUUGGUGGUAACAGACCCCUGUGGCUGUAGGGUCACAGCCCCAAAAGUGGUCCAUGUGUUAGCAUUUAUCAGGACUCCACCAUGGUCCCAGGUGGCAUCACUGGCUACUCACAUCAGUCAUCACUACCCUCAAAUUUCCAGUUCUUCCUCCCUUCAUUGUGUCCACAUCUUUCUGUUUCUUUCUCUUCAUUUCUUGUGCCUCAGGUUCCUGAGUGUCUGGGGUCAUCUCAGGAGUGGUCUCAGGUGUGCUGUGCCCUGCUUGUGCAUUAUGGCACAGGGUAGGGGUCAUCUCAGCCAUGGUCUGCCCCUUCAGGCCUACAUGGCAUUGGAAUGAUGGUCAUCUCAGGCUAUCUCCCUGUCUGGACCCCAUGGAAGGGAGAAAUGGUAUAAUUAUAUAAUCUUACAAAUAAAAGAAAAAAAAUCUGAUAAACCUUAUUGUUCUGUGACAAAUGAGCUAUUAAUACAAAAGUAGAUGUGGCAAGGCUACCAUUCAUUCAACUCACAAAUAUUUAUUGGAUAUUUUUUAUAUUCAAAACUCUAAGCUAUAGGGUGUGACAGACCCUAUAGAAAAAUGACAGACACUAAAGAAAAUGUUUACUUUGUCCUUGUGAAACAGGUAAGGAAGGAACAGAUAUACAAGGUCAGGUGGUGAGAUAGGAUGGAAGCCAGAGGUGUCAUUUUCCAGAGUGCUCUUGUAUUUGGCCAGGCAGCAUCUGAAUUGGUACCUAAGCCAGUAAGAUGAAAUUGGCAGGGGAAGACAUUGGAGAGGCAGCUAGUACUUAUUUUCCCUAAGGAAUGCUCUGUCAGCUCAAAGGUUUUGAAUUUUUUCCUACAUUAUGCUGAGAAGUUAUUGGAGGUUUUGAAUUCACAGUGUGGCACCUGUGACUUAUAAACAGUUCUCUGGUUUCUACCUGGAGAACUCACCAUGAAGAGGCAAGGGUAGAAAUAAGGAAGCAAAAAAAAAAUUAAAGCUGUUCAUUGGUCAAUCUAAUGAUGGCUUAGAUCAUGGUGAAGGCAUAUAGAGAAAAAUGUGUGAAGGUGCAGGGAAAUCAAUGGGGGGAAUGGAUGAGCUUUGCUGUCAUUCUCCUUUGAGGAUGGGACAAAGGGAUCUCUAAAGAACAACUCCAAGUUCGACAAGACCUGCAUCCUGGAAAUAGGAACCAAUGUGAUCAAUUAGGAUUUAGGAAUAUAUCCUGAGGGAGUCAAACACGAUGUCUUGAUCCUGGGAACUGGAAGUACUGUUGUUCUGAAAAAUUUAUGAUGUAAUUUAGAUGAAUAGCCCAAGGACAGGUCACCGUUUCCUUUCAAGUGAGAAAAGAGCCAGUGCCUUCCUCAGGAAGCUGUUGAAGACAAGGCUUGCACUAUGUUUGCUCUGUUCAUGCUGGUGAUAGUCUGUUUGUUCUGCCAGUAUUGGGGUAAGUCCUGGUGAUAAAGGUACUCAAGAGUGGCCCAAUGCUGGGGAAGGAGGGGUUUCCAAACUGGCUGUCUGAGAUUGUAACAAAGGAAACUGCUUUUCCUUCUCUUCCCAGGUGUCCUUAAUGAACCUGAAAAAGGUACGAUCAUGGCUGGCAUAAAGUCUUUGGUUCAUUUGUGACACCUUCAGGAGUAAACCUCCCUUCCAUUUACUGCCAAAUCCUGAGAAUCCAGUGUUCUCCUGGCAUAUUUAUUCUAUGGCCAUUAAUAAGGAAUCGUAAUUACCUUUGUUUCCUUUUAACUAUUACAAAUACUCAUGGCAAAAAUUCAGUCUAUACAAGGUGCUUAUGUGAAUUCUUUGGGUACAUUCUACAGGAACCCUGGCCUCCUCAAAUGGUAUACAUUUGGUUUAUGUCUAUAAGCUUCUCUUUUACAAUCCCAGCACUUAGGAGACAAAGGCAGGUGGAUGGAUCUCUUUAAGUUCCAGACCAGCCAGGGAUACAUAGAGAGAUCUUAUCUCAAAAAACGAAACCAAACAGUAACCCAAAAGAAAACCUUUCUCUCUCAAGAUUAUUGUAAGAGCUCUAUUCUGGGAAUGUUAUGACCCACAGAUCAAUAGUAACUUACAGAGAAAGCUCUAAUUGCAGACGUUUUCUCCAGACUGCAUUCACUAAGUACUUCUUUCUGUGUCUAGUAGAUCUUGGAACAAUGUGUUAUAAAUGUAAGAAAUAUCAUCUUGGGUUAUGCUACGGACUCAUGAGAUCCUGCACACUGAAGCAUAGACAGUCCUGUGCUGCUGAGAACUUUUACAUACUCACGAACAGAGGGCAGAGCAUGUAUCAUUAUUCAAGACUGUCAUGUAUGACCAACUGUGAGGACAUCAACUUCCUGAGUUUUGAAAGGAGGACAGAGCUAAUUUGUUGCAAGCACAGUAGCUAUUGCAACCUCCCAAUGGGACUCUAGUUCUGAAUUUAUUAUGGGUAUGGUAUCAUUCUUCAACUUACUACCAACUCCCUUUUCCCCAAAGUUUGUAUUUACUCUCCCCACUAACUAACAAUAAAUGGGAAAGGCAUUUGUCCAUGAAAA
Molecule: messenger RNA, 6153 nt
Organism: Rattus norvegicus (Norway rat)
Lineage: Eukaryota; Metazoa; Chordata; Mammalia; Rodentia; Muridae
Source: RefSeq, a predicted model, not a curated record